Molecule: messenger RNA, 1338 nt
Organism: Strongylocentrotus purpuratus (purple sea urchin)
Lineage: Eukaryota; Metazoa; Echinodermata; Echinoidea; Camarodonta; Strongylocentrotidae
Product: muscarinic acetylcholine receptor M2-like
Exons: 1
Coding region: 1-1338 (445 amino acids)
Biological process (GO): G protein-coupled receptor signaling pathway
Cellular component (GO): membrane
Molecular function (GO): G protein-coupled receptor activity
Source: RefSeq, a predicted model, not a curated record
AUGUCGACCGAUUUUGAGAUGACGACUGAACUGCCUCCCAAUCUCAGCACAGAUGUUACGUAUAAACUGGUAGGGGUUGUCCUUUGUGGCCUCAUCUUUUGUGUGGGUGUGGGCGGUAAUACCUUGGUCCUCCUCGCCAUCUCGGCCUCACGGAGGCUACAAUCCCACAGCAACCGAUUCUUGGGCUUUCUAGCCAUAACGGAUCUCCUAACCUGCCUCCUCCUGCCGAUACAGAUUGCCGCUCUCUUAGAUGCUAAGUCGGAGUUCUUCCACCUGGCAUGCGGCGUUGCAGGAGUGAUGGUAUACGUUACGCUAGGAUCAAGUGCCUUCACUUUGGUCCUCAUUGCUUUUAACCGCUACAUCUGCCUCACCCAGCCCCUCACCGUCAAAAAGAGGAUAUUUUCGCGUUGCAAGUCCACGGUGAUGGCUUCAUUUGGAGUCCUCUUUCCUCUUAUAACCACUUCGGCAUUCGUUGUUACCGGAAAUGCCAAAACGGGUCUUCUCAGCGGUCUUUUUUGCACUAUUGUGUAUGGGCCCCAACUGGAUAUUUUAGCUGGCUCAUUCCUACUCAUUUGUGUACUUGUGACAAUUAUCUUUUAUCUUCUUAUUGCAAAAGUGGUUCGAUCGCACUCCAGGAGGGUUCUUCCACCGAAUCAGGCAUUUCAAGAAAGCAGUACACGGUCAGAUAUCCGGACGGAGACGAGUCCAAACGAGGCCUGCAUUCUCGGUCAACAAGACAGAUGUAGUCGUAAGGAUUAUGACUCCAACAAAGCAGGCUCAAGCGACCAAUCAUCAAGGCUUUCGUCCACCACGGGGAUGGCGUUGCGCAUUCAAGAGCCUGGCACCUCCAAUCCAAAUAAGAUGUUCGUUCCUGCGACAACACGAAUGCCAAAUCGUAGCAUAACAACGAGUGAACCAAUCUCUUGCACCCCUGAACCUGUCAGUGUUUCGAGUAUUCAAGCUAUAAGCACAAUCGUACAGGAUCAGGAGGGAACCACAAGGAGGCCCAACCAAGGGCGUCUUGCGCCACGCCCAAAACCGUACGUAGCACCUGUACCAUUGUUCAAACUUGAGACCGAGGUCGUGAAGAACAUGAUCCUGAUCGUCUUGGCUUUCUUAAUCGCAAUAGUCUUCACCUUACCGUGUGUCCUCAUUCCUGAUUUGCCGUACAUCUAUGAUCUCUGUACAUACGUUGUGCUUAGUGCAAACAGCAGUAUUAACCCUAUCAUAUAUGGCUGGAGGCAUCCACUUUUGAAAAAAACCUUCCGUCAUCUUUUAAGAUGGAGGUUGGAGGAAAUCGAUCAACCAACGAGAUGGGUCAGGAGAUGUAUAUAUUGA